AUGUUAAUGUCUACCGACGUUGCAUCCAUCAUGCUGCCUGUAUCCCGGGGUCUCAUGGACCGGGAUAGAGAGCUGGACCCCAUGGCCGGGGUGCACCCUAACGUGGGCGGGCCUGCUGCGGUUGUCCGGGGCAUGAAGCGCGGAGACCCGGAGCCCGACGGACUGACAGCGGCUGCUCUGGUGGACUCUACCGGGGCGGAGUCCAAGCGUCCCCGGAUCGACGGCUCGGGAGGGAUCGGCGAGGUUGGCCAGAACAACGACCCUUUGACCCUUGGCUACCAUGGCUACCCAUCUCUUAGUCAGGGCGCUCAGGAUAAUGCUGGCGGUCAGGAGGGCCUCGUACCCCCGCCUUUCUCUGCCUUCCCUCCACCUCCACCGCCGCCCCCCCAGAACGGCCUGGCCCUGGAUUACGGGGGCAGCCUGUAUGCAGCGGGGGCCGUCCAGGGCCCCGUGGAACUCGGUGGAGCAGUGAACAGUGCCGCCAACGCUGCCAGCCUCAGUGUCCAACAGUCAGAUGGGUCCUCCCAGAUUGACGGUCAGUCGGGUGUUGGCUCAGGAGGUGGAGGGAGCAUCGGGGACGAUACAGACGCCAAGGGGUCGCCCAAACGCCUCCACGUGUCCAACAUCCCCUUCCGCUUCAGAGACCCCGACCUACGGCAGAUGUUUGGUCAAUACGGCAAAAUCCUUGAUGUCGAGAUCAUUUUCAAUGAAAGAGGAUCCAAGGGUUUUGGUUUUGUAACUUUCGAGACGAGUGCAGAUGCAGAGAGGGCCAGGGAGAAGCUUCACGGUACACUGGUGGAAGGACGUAAAAUCGAGGUGAAUAAUGCCACAGCCAGAGUGAUGACAAACAAGAAGAUGGUGACCCCGUACUCUAACGGAGAGGGCCUCGCUACUCUGCCAUACGCAGGGUGGAAGUUGAGUCCUAUGGUUGGAGCCAUGUACAGCCCUGAACUCUAUACAGUACCAGGGUUCCCAUACCCAGCAGCAGCAGCCGCAGCAGCUGCCUCUACCGCAGCGACCUUCCGAGGCGCUCACCUGCGCGGCCGCGCGCGGCCCGUUUACAGUGCGGUCCGGGCGGCUGUGCCUCAGCCCGCCAUCCCCACCUACCCUGGUGUGAUGGCCUAUCAGGAUGGCUUUUACGGUGCAGCUGAUCUCUAUGGGGGCUAUGCUGCGUAUCGUUAUGCCCAGCCGACUGCGGUAGCAAAUCCGGCAGCAGCAGCGGCGGCUGCAGCAGCAGCUUACAGUGACAGCUACGGACGAGUUUACACAGCAGACCCUUACCAUGCUGCGCUCAACCCAGCGGCCUAUGGCGUGGGAGCAAUGGCCGCGCUGUACAGGGGAGGAUACAGUAGAUUUGCCCCUUACUAAAGACACUACAUUUCCCAGGAGCUCCUCUCUUCCAUUGAUUUUCUCUGAAAGAGCUCCCUCUGUUGUCGUGGAGAUGGACUGCACCCAGUUUUAAAGUGUGGUGUCGACCACAAGAUAUUUCAGAUCCCACCCCAGAGCAGUCCCAAGUUUUCUUAUAUACGCUACUACAGAAAUAGAGGAAUGCUGUAUUAAAGACUGAUGGAUGGCCUUUAUAUUUAAAAAAAAAAAAGAAGAAAAAAAGACAAUAAAUGGUCACCUUCCCUAUUGCACGGCUGUAUUAUAGUCUCCCCUUCUUAAUCCCUUGGCACUCAGCAGCACAAGACUCGUGAUGGAGCCCAGAUGUUCUUCCAAAGGCUGAAGGUGGAUAACUAAACAGCUGACAACCAAGUAUGAAAAAGAGCUGAGUGAUGUGUGGCCUGCACACACUCAACAUUAAAGGAGAAAGAGAGGGAAUCAAAGUGUCCAUGAAAUGUCAGAGCGUUAGAAAGCAGGAAGUUGCCUCAAAAGAGCACCGAAAAAAAACAUUUUCAAACCGAAAGAAGAGUCACUAAAAUGAUAAAAACACCCACUGAUGGAUUUUUAUAAUUCCUCCUUAAGGUGGGCGGAUAGUAGUGAGAGAGGAUUUCCAUUCUCGCUGUGUUCUGGUAGAGGAGACUGAACAUGGCGGCUUGGAGGAAUGAUGUGUGACGGUUAAUAACGCUACAGAAAUCACGUCCGAAGGGUGAAGGGGGAGGGAGGGUUAUUAGAGCUGUUCCUUACCUCAAGUUUUCUUAGUAUGUGGAAAUGGUGAACCUUUAAACUUAAAAUUGUUAUGAUAUGCAAAGAAAUUAGUUUAGAGAAAAAAGUUACCAAAUUAUUAUUAUUGUAAUUAUUCUCAUUAUUAUUCUUAUAAAACCAUUAUUUUUGUUUGACUCAGCACACCCUACUGAUGUAGAACAUGUAGAUUCAACAGUGAACCUUGGGGUUAAAACUGAAAAUAAACAUCAAUAUAACAAA
Messenger RNA from Gymnodraco acuticeps, 2364 nucleotides. RefSeq names its product RNA binding protein fox-1 homolog 2-like. NCBI's taxonomy places the organism in Eukaryota, Metazoa, Chordata, Actinopteri, Perciformes, Bathydraconidae. Gene Ontology annotation, molecular function: mRNA binding. Gene Ontology annotation, cellular component: nucleus; cytoplasm. Gene Ontology annotation, biological process: nervous system development; regulation of alternative mRNA splicing, via spliceosome. The record is from RefSeq and is a predicted model, not a curated record.